Striga hermonthica is the source of this 2457-nucleotide messenger RNA. The record is from the annotation of a GenBank genome assembly. Lineage: Eukaryota; Viridiplantae; Streptophyta; Magnoliopsida; Lamiales; Orobanchaceae.
AUGGCAGGGCGUUCGCUGGAAAUGAACGUGACCAACACGCCGGCGAAGGAUCUCGCGUACUCAAAUUUUGCCUACUGCUCCCCCUCCGAUCUCCGGAAUUUCCUCGUCCCUGGAUCCAGAUUGGCUUACGCUUUGGUCGGCGAUGUUUUUGUUCUCACUAUUGCAUAUCCUUAUAAUCUGUCCACUGGGGACUCAAUCUCUGUCAGUAGGUUCGUUCCUCCUGAAAAUUUCAACCUUGCAUUGCUCACCCUUGAAUUAGAGUUUGUUAAGAAAGGGGCAAAAGAAGAACAGGUUGAUGCUGUCCUUUUGUCCCAGCAGAUUCGUAGGAGAUUUAUGAACCAGGUUAUGACUAUUGGACAAAGGGUGACAUUGGAAUAUCAUGGCAAUGGGUUUAUCUUCACUGUUAAUCAAGCUUCAGUAGAAGAGGAGGGAAAAUCUAAUGGCAUUGAUAGAGGGAUGAUAUCAGCUGACACAUAUAUUAUUUUUGAAGCAUCAAAUUCAAGUGGAAUAAAGAUUGUCAACCAGCGAGAAGCUGCUAGCAGCAACAUCUUUAGACACAAAGAGUUCAAUCUACAAUCUUUUGGUAUUGGUGGUUUGAGUGAAGAGUUUGCUGAUAUAUUUCGAAGAGCUUUUGCAUCAAGGGUUUUCCCUCCUCAUGUGACCUCUAAACUUGGCAUUAAACACGUUAAAGGAAUGCUGCUGUAUGGACCUCCUGGUACUGGGAAGACUUUGAUGGCUCGGCAGAUCGGAAAAAUGUUAAAUGGAAAGGAACCAAAGAUUGUGAAUGGGCCGGAGGUGUUGAGCAAAUUCGUUGGUGAAACUGAAAAAAAUGUGCGAGAUCUAUUUGCUGAUGCCGAGCAUGAUCAGAGAACCAAAGGUGAUCAAAGCGACUUGCAUAUCAUCAUAUUUGAUGAAAUAGAUGCUAUUUGUAAGUCUAGAGGUUCUACGAGAGAUGGCACUGGAGUACAUGAUAGUAUCGUAAACCAACUUCUAACUAAGAUAGAUGGUGUGGAAUCCCUGAAUAAUGUUCUGCUUAUUGGGAUGACAAACAGAAAGGAUUUACUUGAUGAAGCUCUUCUGAGGCCUGGGCGCUUGGAAGUACAAGUAGAGAUCAGCCUUCCAGAUGAAAACGGCCGUUUACAGAUUCUUCAGAUUCAUACAAACAAGAUGAAAGAAAGUUCUUUUCUGGCUCCAGAUGUAAACUUGGAAGAGAUUGCGGCCCGAACAAAAAAUUAUAGCGGAGCUGAGCUUGAAGGUGUUGUAAAAAGUGCAGUAUCAUAUGCCCUGAAUAGGCAACUGAGUAUGGAUGAUCUUACCAAGCCAGUUGAUGAGGAUAAUAUAAAAAUCACAAUGGAUGAUUUUUUGAAUGCCCUUCAAGAAGUAAUUCCAGCAUUUGGUGCUUCGACAGAUGACCUAGAACGUUGCAGGCUUAAUGGAAUCAUGGAAUGUGGUGCACGGCAUGACCAUAUUUAUCGAAGAGCUAUGUUGUUAGCGGAACAAGUUAAAGUUAGUGAAGGAAGCCCGCUUGUUACUUGUCUUCUUGAAGGCCCAAGUGGCAGUGGGAAAACUGCAAUGGCAGCAACAGUUGGUAUUGAAAGUGAUUUCCCGUAUGUUAAGAUUAUAUCUGCUGAAACAAUGAUUGGACUCAGUGAACCGACAAAAUGCGCUCAUAUUGUUAAGGUAUUUGAAGAUGCUUAUAGGUCUCCUCUAAGUAUAAUCAUCCUAGAUGACAUUGAAAGGCUAUUGGAGUAUGUCGCAAUUGGGCCUCGUUUCUCAAAUUUAAUUUCCCAAACUUUGUUGGUGCUGCUGAAACGGCUUCCUCCAAAGGGAAAAAAGGUUCUUGUCAUUGGGACUACAAGUGAAGUCAAUUUCCUGGACUUGGUUGGAAUUCGAGAUGCAUUCUCAGUCACCUACAAUGUCCCUACAUUGCAGACAGAAGAUGCCAAAAAGGUGUUACAGCAGCUUAAUGUUUUCUCGAGUGAUGAUAUUGAUUCUGCUGCAGAGGCAUUAAACGAUAUGCCCCUCAAAAAGCUGUAUAUGGUUGUUGAGAUGGCUGCUCAGGGAGAACAUGGUGGAGGUGCGGAAGCCAUCUAUUCUGGCAAGGAAAAGAUUGACAUUUCACACUUUUACGACUGCCUUAAGGAUAUGGUCCGAAAGAUAGAAGAAGAAGGUCGCUGCACAUCAUCAUCGUCGCGAGGCCAGCACGCUGUCCCUCUUCACUGUCACGAACUCUCACGUCCAGGUUCCGUCCACGACUCGCCUUUGCUAACUGAACCCCAGUUCAGGCUCACCGAUACCCGCUGCUCCUCCGCGGGACCAUUCCCAACGACCCUUUUUUUUUCUGUCAUUGAUCAGCCGCGUGGCCACCGCGAGCCACCAUUCAGCGCCGCCUGUCCUCUCGCAGCCCUCGAGUCCACUUCACUCGUCCCUCAUCGUUCGGUGCUCCAGUACCUGUGA